Paramecium octaurelia is the source of this 267-nucleotide messenger RNA. Lineage: Eukaryota; Ciliophora; Oligohymenophorea; Peniculida; Parameciidae. The record is from the annotation of a GenBank genome assembly.
AUGGGUUUUCAUAUGAAUUUAGGUGAACUGAGGUUUUGCUUCAUUUCCCUUUUGAUUCAUGAAGAGAGCAUAGUAAUUUUUAUAUAUUUGAGGCUUGAAAUGCUUUGUGUUUAGAAUCACCCAAUCAUCAAAUAUAUAUUCAAUUUUUUAAGGAUUAUUGCUAAACCCACAAAUUUAGAGCUUUUUAAAUAAUUAAUAGUAAUCUCAAUAGUUUUUUGUGAUUAAAAAUGCAAUUGUGUAUAUUUUCCAGAUCAUUUAUUCAAUUGA